AUGCACGACGCACUGGUACCCCGAAGGUUUGUUGUUUUUGCAGCAAUAAUUUUGACAAUCAUCGUAUUCUUCUCCUCCAGCAAUGAUAUUUCACCUCGAGAAUUUGUUUGGGGGGUCUACAACCAUGGGUGGAAUCCAAAUUCAAAGCCAGACGUGUUCAAUUCUCUACCAGUCGACUCGCAGGCGAUUCGGAAUAUCUGCUCGGCAUCAAACUGGAAUAGUUCAUUAAUAUUCACCUGUGAUAACAAUCGCGGUGGCGUGGCAAACGUGCGCAAUUCCAUUCUGAAUUGCGUCAGAUUAACAAUUGCUGCUGGAGGUAGUCUCGUGCUCCCACAAAUCUAUCUGCGAGAAUUAAAUGAUGGUAUGGGAAGCAACACAGAUAUCAACCGGAGAGGUCUACUCAAACAACAAGGCAUGGACUACAUGUUUGACCUGAACCAUUUUUCGAGCUCUUUGCGGCAAUCUUGCCCCGAGUUGCUUCUUAUCAGACAUUUGGAUCAAAAACCUGAUCAAAGAAGACACUGGCUCCAGCCCGAGAACCUCUUUCCAAAUAUUCCAACCAGUGGCUUUGAACACCCAGAAGAGUGGCCGCGACGUCUAAAUGAUUGGCUGGAGAUUAAUAUACCUCCUCCUUCCACUCCUGAUGCCAAAGAACCUAUUGUUAUCGAUCUCGGCCAGUCUUUCCUACAUUAUCCAACCCACUCAGAUGGUCAUGCUGUCGCACAUAUCUUUGGAAAUAUCCUGAAAUUUCGUGCUGAUAUCCGCGAACUCGCAACCAAAGCACUUAAUACACUUGUUGAGUGGUAUGAGCUACCCGUUAAUAUCUCACAUGCUGGCAUCCUUAAACCAUCUUUUCUUGGCGUUCACCUCAAUACCAACGAUCCAUUGCUCGAAGAGCGUCACCGACCAGAUAUUCAAUAUUCACAUUAUGAGACUCAAUCACAGGCUUACUUGAAACUAUCAUAUGAUAUGAACUUACCAAUUAUUUAUGUAGCCUCGGGAAAUAUAGAUGAUGUUCAGAAAUUUAACGAUAAAGCAAUUGGGCCUAGUAUUGCUGUAACAUACAAAGAACACCUCCUAGAAGAGAAAGAUCACCAACAAUUACAACGGCUCACCUAUGAUCAGCGUGCUAUGGUUGACUAUUUGGUUUUGAGUAAGGCCGAAGCCUUUGCAGGAGUAGGUCAUAGCCCAUUCAGCUGGAAUGUAGCUAUGACAAGAGAGCAACUAGGUGCGGUUAUGGAAGGCCAAUUGGCAGAUGAUAUAUGGAAAGAUGGCAUGAAUACACUUUUUGGGGUUCGGCCAGACUAUGUUGAGAGUAGUGCUUGUAUGUGGCCAUGA
Molecule: messenger RNA, 1338 nt
Organism: Blumeria graminis f. sp. triticale
Lineage: Eukaryota; Fungi; Ascomycota; Leotiomycetes; Helotiales; Erysiphaceae
Source: the annotation of a GenBank genome assembly